AUUUACGAACUAAAUCCUUGGAAGAGUAACACCACAUUUCUGUGGCUGUGAUUUAGUAGCUUGUAGUCGUUAUAUCGGUAGUUUAGUGACUAAAGUCACAAGAAUACAGUAUUCGCAUAAAAGUCUGUGACAAAUAUGGGGCCUUUACUCUCAGGGCUCAUAAUUGCGAUCGUGUCCUCGGCUAUUAAAGCAUCUUUAACCGGCCUCAAUGAAACCCGAAGAUAUCCAGAAAUAAAAGCCGGCCAAAAAUGCGUGAAAGGACAAAUAUACAGGAUGGACUGCAACACUUGCCACUGCGGCGAACGGUCAACUUUACUCUGCACUAAAAUGGGUUGUCUCAACGAGUUUCAUGAAGAGGAUGGAAGGAGGUCGGAGGGGAACGGAUGUAUCCCGGGAAAGCUGUAUAAGAAGGAUUGCCAGAAAUGCUUCUGUACGGAUAAGGGGAGGGUGAAAUGUAGCAUAAAGGAUUGCAAGUUGGCUAAUAAAGCGUACGUGAACCCCGAGCACGUGAAGCCCUACGCCUCCUCGGAAUUCUACAAGCUCCCCGCGCUCCCGCACACAGGGUCGCCAUGCUCGCCGGGCGCGACGUAUCGCAUCGACUGCAACACCUGCUUCUGUCUGGAGACCGGCAACCUGAUGUGCCAGAACCUGCUGUGUCCGAGCUAUGACGAUGUGUACAAGUUUAAGGCUAAAGAGAUGACGGGGAAACCGUGCACAGGCAACGUUACAACAUCAGAGUGCCUCGAGUGUGAAUGCAACGCCGGCAAAUAUAAAUGCGAGCCGAAGCCCCACUGCAAACACACAGACGGACGGAGAAUGCUGCACGGAGACUACCCAUCUAAACUUGACAGGAACUUUAUAGACCCGAACCGCCUGACGGAGAAGUGUCCACCUGGCAUGACCUAUAAGGUCCACUGCAACAAAUGCUACUGCCAGGACGACGGUUCUCUCCGCUGCACACAGAAAUCAUGCCUCAACCGCUCAGAGAUUGAACGCCUCAAGAAACUUCGCUUGCAACUGGACAAGGAGGACCCAGAUGAUUAGCACGUAACCAGUACUGGGUACGUAGCCGAAUGGCACAAACGCUCAAGAAACUAAACGCUCAUAGAUAUCUAUCUCUAUCGCGCUUGC
Molecule: messenger RNA, 1131 nt
Organism: Leguminivora glycinivorella
Lineage: Eukaryota; Metazoa; Arthropoda; Insecta; Lepidoptera; Tortricidae
Exons: 5
Coding region: 136-1044 (302 amino acids)
Molecular function (GO): peptidase inhibitor activity
Source: RefSeq, a predicted model, not a curated record